AAUGACUAAGUUAAGUCUUUUCUGCUUACUGAAAGGAAAGAGUCUGAUGAUUACUUACUGAUUCUCCUUGCGUUUUUAAAGUUUUGGGGAUAUUGAAUCAUGUUUCCAUUUAUAUUUUUUUCUACUCUGUUUUCUUCCACAUUCACUGAACCUGGGGAGCUACAGUGGAUCUGCAACUCUUCUGAUUCCAGUGUUUGGUAUUCCCACUGUGAUAACAUGAAAGUCCCUAUCUCAAUAGCUAUUAAACCCUGUAUGUCAAUGAAGGGAAGCGGGGGAUACGUGCAUCUUUCCUUCAUUCCAAGAAGAGAUAUUAAAAAGUUAUAUUUCAAUCUCUAUUUAUCCAUAAACUCCAUGGAUUUGCCAGUGCGCAAAGAAGUUAUUUGCCGGGGAUCUGAUGAUGUUUAUUCUUUUUGCAGAGCUCUGAAGGGAGAGACUGUGAAUACAACAGUACACUUCUCCUUCAGGGGAAUACGAUUUUCUAAGGGACAAUACAGAUGUGUUGCAGAAGCCGUCACUGGAAAUACUGAAGAAAUGCUCUUUUGUCUGAAUUUUACUGUCAUAUAUGACCCUAAUUUCAAUUAGAAUAAAUGGAGUAUAUUUUUAUUUUUCAAAAGUCUUAUUGCUGACUUAAAUUUUUUUCCCCACAGUGUAUUAGUGUGCUAGGACUGCCAUAACAAAUAGCAAAGAUGAGGGUCCUGAACAAUUAGAAAUUUGUUUUCUCACAGUUCUGGAGGCUAGAAAUCAGAGAUAAAAGUGUGGAUGGGUUUGGUUCCUUCUAGAGCCUCUCCCUUUAGCUUGUAGAUGACUGCCUUUCCUAUGUCUUCACAUGGUCUUCCCCCUGUGUUUGUGUCCUCAUUUCUUCUUAUAAGGACACCAGUCAUUGGUUUAGGGCCCACCCUACUGACCUUAGUUACCUCUUUAAAGAUGCUACCUACAAAUCCAGUCACAUUCUGAGGCACUGGGGGUUAGGGCUUUAAGCAUAUGAAUUUUGGAGAGACAACAUUCAGCCCAUAACACAUAGGCAGUAAAAUUUUUUGAACUGGUUGACUUCUCUCCAUUUCCUGCCUCUCUACUCUGGGGCAAGUUACCAGCAUUGCUUCCCUGGACUACUCUGCUGCCUCCUGACUUAUCUUCCUGUACUUGGUCAGGUGCCUUUGAUGAAGUAUUCUCCAUAAGGAUUGUUUCAAUAAUACUGUCAAAAUACAGGUCCAUUCAUGUCACCACAAUGCAAAUAGAACAAAAUGAAGCAAAAUCAAACAAGAUCCUUCCUGAGGCUUCUGGUUCCUUUUAGGAUAAAGUUGGAAUCUUUUGGAAAGCCUGCCAGGCCUUGCCCACCCUUUCCCUCUCUAGCCCCUGUUCCCACCACUCUCCCCUUGCUCUCUGUGUUCCAGAAUGUGCCACAUUUCUUCCUCUAGAACCUUCAGCCAUUGUUUCCUGUCUUGACUCCACUCCUCCACUCCAUUCUGCCCUCACCCUUUCACAUCUGUAAUGAGUGUGGAUCCUUCUUGGUCAGGUACUACUUUCUCAGGGAAUCAUCAAUAGGUAGUAUGGAGUGCAACUCUUAUACUUUUGAUGCUGAAAAGCGGCAAUCCUGAGUAAAAGAUGAUAGAGGAGAUGAUGAGAACUGAUCUAUGAUGGAUAUUUUUUGAAAGCAGAGACAAUGGCAAAAAUACUUUUGUUGAUAGGUUGGAUGUAGAAUAUGAGACAGAGAGAGGAUGUCUCCAGCCUUUUUGCUUGAACAGAUAGAAGGAUGGAGUUGCCAUUACUUGAGAUGGGAAAGUCAAGGAGGAACAGGUUUAUAGGGAAAAAUCAGGAAGUUGCAUUUGCACAUGUUGAGAUAUCUAUUAGACAUACAGGUGGAGACUUUGAAAAGGCAGGAAAUAUAGGAGUCUGAAGUUCAGAAGAGAGUUCUGGACUGGAGGUCAACAUUUGGAAGUUGCUAACAUAUGGAAAGAAUAAGUGUAGGUGGAUAAAAUAACAGAUUCAAGGACAGAGCCCUGGAGUACUCUGUCAUCAAGGCAUUAGGGGUGAGGAGGAGGCAGCAAAAGAGGAGCAUCAUGGGGGUAGAGGGAUCAUGAGGGUAGAGGGAAAAUCUGGAAUGUUGGUCUAUGAAAAGCCAGUUUCAACUGUUUUACUCUGCUGAUAGGUUAAAUAAGAUGAAGACUGAGUGUUGAUUUAGCAAUGUGGAGGUCAUUUGUGAUUUGAUAAUGUUACCAAUAGAGAGCCCUCUAAAUUUAGUAGGCAUCAGUUCCAAUGUGCACCACUCCAAUAUAGAGCUCAUAUAUUAAGCUCUCUGAGAAGCCUGGUGGAAUCCCCUAAGGUAGGCAGGUCCUUACUUAGUUCAAUUUCCCUCCCUCUUUAAGGGGAAGGGUUUAGGGAGGGAGCUCACAGGAAAGCUUUCUCCAAAAGCACCCUCCACAGAUCUUCUCCUUAAAGAUCUUCCCUUGGAUUAAAUGGUCUCUUGACCUUUUUAUUUACUUGAUGCAAAUACAUUUUACUACUUGUUGUAAACACUUUAUAUACUUUAGUUGAUAUCUGAUAACUCAUUCCACAUCUCUUGAAUUCUUGAGGGGCUUAAGAGUUGUGAAUGGGUUACAGACAUUUCCCGUUCCCUGAUUUUGUUCUGGUGCAUGCCACAUCCCUAGCUCUAGGAAAGGAUCCUGACUUUUUAGAUCAGCCAGUGUGAGGUAUUCCCCAGGGGAUUGUUAUUGGUUCAUAUUGGAUGCAUGUCUGAUAUUGGCUUAAUCAGACUACAGUGAAGGACUAAAAUGUCUUGGUUGUCUCACUGGAUGAAAACAAAGAGGGAUGUGGCCUCUUUUCUGCUGCCAGUCAUGUGAUGACUAUAAGGGGAAACUGGCCUUGGGAUGAAGCUGAUGCUAUGGACAGAAGGAUGGGGAUUUAGAAACAAACUGAAGGCUGCCUGGUGGCUCAGUCGGGUGAGUAUCUGACUUCAGAUCAGGUCAUGAUCUCAUGGUUCUUGAGUUCAAGCCCCACAUAGGGUUUGCUGCUGUCAGUGCAGAGCUUGCUUUGGAUCCUCUUUGCCCUUUCCUCGCUCUCUCUCUCCCUCUCUCUCUCCUAAAAAUAAA
Molecule: messenger RNA, 3086 nt
Organism: Panthera uncia (snow leopard)
Lineage: Eukaryota; Metazoa; Chordata; Mammalia; Carnivora; Felidae
Gene: LY96
Product: lymphocyte antigen 96
Exons: 5
Coding region: 100-582 (160 amino acids)
Biological process (GO): toll-like receptor 4 signaling pathway; positive regulation of lipopolysaccharide-mediated signaling pathway; innate immune response
Cellular component (GO): lipopolysaccharide receptor complex
Molecular function (GO): lipopolysaccharide immune receptor activity; lipopolysaccharide binding; Toll-like receptor 4 binding
Source: RefSeq, a predicted model, not a curated record